AUGACUUGCCGGGAGAGAGGACUGGAGUUCAAGCAGUUUACCGCGAUUGGAACUCCGCAUGGAAAUAAAUGGAGACCAAAGUGGUUGAACUGAAGCCUGCAUGCGAAUCUCUUUGAUGCUUCAUUCAUCUAAAGCAGAAGUGCUGCCUCUGCUGCUGCUGUUGAACUGUUUUAUUUAAGAUAUCGAUACUGCUGGGAGGUGUGUUAAAAGUGAUCCACGGACAUGAAUUUCUUGCGUUUGUCUUGCGCAGCGUGCAGAAACUGGAGACCGUCGUUUUUCCACCUGCUGUGGUUUCUCACCCUGGGCAACAGCGUUCUUAUGAAUGCUGGUGCUGACAGUGCCGAAUGUGAUCAAGGCGCAUCUAUUCUGCUACGGUCUCUCAAUUUACCUCAAAACACAGAAUAUGAGAUUGUAUCUCCAUAUGAGGUCGACCACCAAGGCGCUUACGUCUCUCAUGAAAUUGCCCACCACCAGCGCAAGAGGCGGCGCAGAUCCCUCGCUUCAGACGCAGACUCAUCUGCCGCUGAAAGCAUCAGCGAAACAGUCCACUUCCGACUCAGAGGCUUGGGGCAGGACUUCCACAUGGAGCUGAGGGACGCCUCGGAAAGCCUGAUUGCACCUGGCUUCACCAUCCAGGUCCUGGGAAAGAAUGGCACCAAGAGCCUGAGGGCCUACCAUCAGGAUGACCUCUGCUUUUACCAAGGGUCACUGAGGUCAAGGGUCAACUCCUCUGUGGCACUAUCCACAUGCAUGGGGAUGUCAGGUUUGAUCCAAACACAGGAUGCAGAAUAUUUCUUGAGACCCGUGUCACACGGCUUGGCGCAGAUGGAGAACUUCACAGCGUCCUUCGGUCAUCAGCCACACAUCCUCUAUAAGAGAGAAAGGGAUUCCCAAACACAGCGGCAACAUGUGCUUCAAAAGAGAUCCGCUGACAACACAGUGUUUGAACAUCAAUACAAGGGACUGCAAAAACAGCAUGACAACAAUAACAGCAACACUCAAGCUGACCUGAUAAAACAUCAUGGAAGUGUCCAACAGCACAAUGACCAUCGCCAUGACAGCGACUACAGACAUGGGGAGAAGCAGAAGCAACACUUCUGUGGGAGAAGGAAGAAAUACAUGCCGAAACCUCCAGAAGAGGAUAUUUUUAUCCUUCCAGAUGAAUACAAGUUUAUCCCCAGGAAUAAAAGGGCAGUGCUGAUGAAGAACAAGGCCAACAAGGGACUCAAUGUGGAGACACUUGUGGUGGUGGACAGAAAGAUGAUGGACAACCAUGGCCAUGAGAACAUAACUACAUAUGUUCUUACUGUGCUUAACAUGGUCUCAAGUCUGUUCAAAGAUGGCACAAUAGGGGGAAAUAUCAACAUAGUGAUUGUGGGUCUCGUCCUCCUGGAUGAAGAACAGAAUGGCUUAGUAAUCAACCACCAUGCAGACCACACACUGAACAGCUUUUGCCACUGGCAGUCCACCCUGGGAGGUAGAGAGGGCCGGCACCAUGACCACGCCAUCCUCCUCACGGGACUCGACAUCUGCUCUUGGAAGAAUGAACCCUGUGAUACUCUUGGGUUUGCGCCAAUUAGCGGGAUGUGUAGCAAAUACCGCAGCUGUACCAUUAAUGAGGACACUGGCCUGGGUUUGGCAUUCACCAUCGCCCAUGAAUCAGGACACAAUUUUGGAAUGGUCCAUGAUGGUGAAGGGAAUGUUUGUAAAAAGUCAGAAGGCAACAUCAUGUCUCCCACAUUAGCUGGUCACAACGGUGUCUUCUCCUGGUCUGCUUGCAGCCGUCAGUACCUCAGCCGCUUCCUCAAUUCUGCCCAGGCUUUGUGCCUAUCAGAUGAACCAAGAGCAAUCACAGAGUAUCAAUACCCUGAGAAGCUGCCUGGCGAGCUGUACGAUGCAGACACACAAUGCAAAUGGCAGUUUGGGGAGAAGGCCAAACUCUGCACCCUUGAUUUUAAGAAGGAUAUCUGCAAGGCUCUGUGGUGCCACCGUGUUGGGAGGAAGUGUGAGACCAAAUUCAUGCCAGCUGCUGAGGGCUCUGCUUGCGGCCCCGAUAUGUGGUGUCGUCGGGGCCAGUGUGUGAAACAGGGUGAUGAGGGUCCAAGGCCUCAGCAUGGCCACUGGUCAGAGUGGUCCUCCUGGUCUACAUGCUCUAGAAGCUGUGAGAGCGGCGUUACAUAUCGUGAGAGGCAAUGCAGCAACCCCAGACCGGCAUAUGGAGGGAAGUUCUGCGAGGGUUCCUCCAGGUCAUACAAACUUUGCAAUACUGAAGACUGUCCCAGGAACACCAUUGACUAUAGAGCACAACAGUGUGCUGAGUUCAACGGCAAACAGUUCAGAGGCUGGUACUACACUUGGAGACCAUACACUAGAGUGGAUGAUCAAGAUCUAUGCAAGCUCUACUGCUUUGCUGAAGGUUAUGAUUUCUUUUUUGCCUUGGCCAGCAAAGUUAAGGAUGGGACAUUCUGCUCACCAGACAGCUCUAAUGUCUGCAUUGAUGGACUGUGUGAGAGAGUUGGCUGUGACCGUGUUUUAGGCUCCACAGCUGUGCCCGAUGCUUGUGGGGUGUGUAAAGGAGACAACUCCACCUGCAAGAUUUACAAAGGACAGUACACAAAACAGCAUUUUACUAACCAGUACUAUGCAGUGAUAACCAUCCCAGCUGGAGCUCGGAGUAUCCGUGUGAUUGAACUGAAUUCCUCCACCUCCUACUUGGCUGUCAGGGACACACAUAGACGCUACUACCUUAAUGGCCACUGGACCGUGGACUGGCCUGGCCGACACCCCAUUGCUGGAGCAAUUUUCGAGUACAAAAGACCAUAUAACAGACCAGAGAGUCUCAUAUCAGCCGGUCCCACCAAUGAGACUCUAGUAAUAGAGGUGCUGUUGCAGGGCUGGAAUCCUGGUGUGCAUUGGGAAUAUACUCUAAAGAAAGCUGAUGAGAAACUGAUGAAGAACCGCAUCAAGCACAAUUAUACAUGGGCUAUCAUACGCUCCCAGUGCUCAGCCACUUGUGCUGGAGGCCAAAUGAACACCAAGUCAGCAUGCUACAAAGACUUGAAAGUGCAGGUGAAUGUGUCGUACUGCAAUCCCAGAUCAAGACCAGCUACUGGAUUGAUGCCCUGCAACACCCAACCAUGUCCUCCCAGCUGGUCUGUAGGAGAGUGGGGGGUGUGCAGCCGAAGCUGUGGAGGAGGGGAGCAGACUCGGCAGGUCCAGUGUGUCCAGAGAACCAGCCAGACUGACGUGGACACCCUGGCUGACUCUCGUUGUGCCCAGCCGUCCCCGGUCAGGAAGCAGACCUGCAACACACACAGCUGUCCACCGGUUUGGACAACUGGGUCGUGGUCGCAGUGCUCGCGUAAGUGUGGCAAUGGUUUGAAGAAGAGGACUGUGCUGUGUGUGAGCUCUAACCCGGGUGCCCAGGCACACACGCUGCCCAACAGCAAGUGCGCAGGCCUGCCAAAACCUGCUGGUCAGGAUUCCUGCUUCAUCAGACGCUGCCAGAAACAACGCAAGGUCCAGUGGUUUGUCUCCACAUGGCAAGAGUGUUCAGUAACAUGUGGUCGUGGCUAUCAGGCACGCUUCAUCAAGUGUGCAGAGAAGGACACUGCAGGAAAAUACAGAGAGCUUGCACCCAAGAAGUGCCACCAUGUUCCCAAACCCAUAGUAGAGCUUCAGAAGCCCUGCAUCCUGGCUGAAUGCCCUGUCCGUACAACGCAAUCAGUGCACUACCAAUGGAAGACGCAUCAUCGGAGCUAUCCAGCCCACCCUCCACCUCGGCCAGAAUGGCGCUCGUCUCCUUGGUCUCAGUGCACGGUGACAUGUGGAGGAGGAGUGCAGGCCAGGGCGGUCCAGUGUCUGGCGGAAGAGAAACCUUCCACCGGCUGUGCCGUCCAUCUCAAACCUGCAGUGUCCCAGGCCUGCAAUACCAACUUCUGUCCACAACCUGAGAAGAAAGAACUUGCAUGUCAGGAUUACUUCAGCUGGUGUUACCUGGUGCCCCAACAUGGAGUCUGCAACCACAAGUUCUAUGGCAAGCAGUGCUGCCAGUCAUGUUCAAAUUCAAACCUAUAAUCCUAGGACGUGACUCAGUCCACUGUACAGGCAGAUAGGUAGUUAGUCAAAAGACUGCAAAACAUGGUUGUGGUUUUAAGCAUGUGGCGAGCACUGAAAUACAAAGCCUUUUAUUUGGAAGUGCUCUUCAUUUUCUCUCUGCGAUGCCGGACAUCUGGAUACAAGAACUUGAUGUUGACAGCACUACACAGGAAUGUGAUCGGGAAAAAACAAAUAAAGACAAGAAUUAUGUGGAGGAACUAACAAAAUAGUAAUCGUGAUUAAAGCAAAUAGGAUGGACAUGUCUAAAAGAAACUGAAAAAUCCCAGCUUUGUUUAUAUACUGUAGCUGAAAAGAUCUGUACUCAGGACACUCAGCAUCUCUCAGUCAACCAAAGGCCAACGAUGGCAAACCAACAAAGAAAGACGUCUUCAAGCGCUGCCACGCAACAUGUGAUAUGCCCUGGUCUGCGCUGCAGACCCUGAUGAAUUGACAAUCUGUGGUUUCUUAAUGAAAAGGGACGUUUCAAAAAGACGAUAAAGGUAUAAAUAAAUUUUGCCUUGAGCUUAAUUUUUUUUAAUUAAAAAAAAGAGAACAAAAAUGACAUGCUAAUCAAUGUGUAUUUCUUUAAUAGCUGGGCAGUUGCCAUGGAAGUUGUCAUGUAAAAGUAAAAAAAGAACAGAGCACAAAUCAACUGCAUCAUCAGAUGCAUAUGUUUUCUGUGACGGGAUAAGUCUGCGUGAUGUGGCUUUCCUUCCAAGUGGUGCUACAACUUUGUCACAUUGAAUUCAUGAAAUCAGUGUGAAAUGUUCAAGCUUCAGGAAAUAACAAAUGAAUUGUGUGACCCGUGUACAGUAUUAUUUCUUUUAUUUAUUGGCUUUGCAAUGCAGUGUUUCUGGAAAACUGUAUGAUUAAGCAUUAUAAAUGUGUCCUUGUAUUACUCUACCCUAAGCCCAUUACCUUAAUAUGUGUCAUUAAUUUUCAUUACAUGCUGUCAAACUGCACCUUUUUAUGCAAAACCUUUAUUUUAUUUUAUUUUUAAAAGAAAGCAGCUGUCAAGUGAAAUCACUAACAAGCCAUAUCAGUGUGUUGUGUCCUACAUUAUUAUACAUGACAUUAGCAUGCAUUUAUAUGGCACAAAAAUGCAUUACAUAUCAAUUACAUUUUAAAAGCAGUGAUGGAUGAUAGGUAAUACUAUUACAAUAUGAUUUUUUUUACGGUGGUAAUGAAAUAAGAUAAACAAAAUGUGUAACUACAGGAACAUGAGCCCCGAUUUCAUCAUUUUUAGCUUUAAGUUGGACAGAGUAUCUUUCAGGGGGGGAUAAACUUGAAACUCUAAAAGGACUGGUGGAGAAAAGCAGAAAAACAAAUAUUCAGGAUGGAAACUUGAUCGCUUGACUCAUACAACUUUGGCUACAGUCUUCAACUGGGCAUGGCGCUGUCAUCAUGCCUUUACAGAGGAUUAGGAUUGCACCAUAUCACUGACAUCACUGUCACCAUUGUUCCACUCUGCCAUAGCGGGGGCUAGUACGUCUUUUGCAUUUCUCUGACUUCAAAAUACAGAUUUACAACUUUUACUUGUAACAGCUGUAAUGUAUAUAUGUACAUUUAAACAUCUUAACUCCAGUCUUUGCUUCUAUUUAUUAUUUUCCUUCCAACAUAAGUAAGAUUACAUGGUAGUUCUCUGCUUUACCUACCUACUCAACUUUGAUGGAAUGUCUUUUCAGUACAGUUAGUUCAGUUCAAUGCACUAAGCUACUAAAUUACUUUUUGGACAAAGCAAUUGUAUUGCUUUUGCUUUACUCCACAAAAUGACCUGAAACACAUUUUCGCUUAAUUAUCAGUCAGAAAUAAAAACUUUAGGCUACAGACCCGCACAAUGACUCAAAUUCCUAUCCUAAUUUUUAUCCAUAUCCCGAUGUCAUCUUUGUUUUAGUUUUUAAUUAUGAACACAAAGCCGGCAACACAAAGCAAAGAUGAAACCUGGCCCAAAGUAUGGUGGCCCUGAGAAGUCAAACACACUGUGACUCAAGAAAACAUCAGCAAAUAUAAAAAUGCUGUAAGAGCUUGCAAUACCCAAUGGAAGUUGAAUAAAACAAGUAAGAAAAACAAAACAAAAAAACUCAAAUAAUACAAAACACAACUCAAGUGUUUUUUGGAGAUAAUAACUUGACGGAACAGCUGUGGAAGAGAUAGAAACCACAAAGGUUUGCACUGAGACGCUUAAAAGAAGAGAUGGUUUCAUCUGUGUUGUGAGUGAGGAAAAACAUGCAGGUAAUGUGUGUUUUAGUUGCAUUUUUCAUAUAACAAUGUGGAUACAUGUUUGCUAUAAGCUGUUCAGUUUCGUAUCUGGUCCGUCACAUUAUUGUCUCCCCCCAAAAACACUUCUGCAGUUUUUUUGUGAAGGUUUUGGACUGCAUAUUUUUCUAUUUGCUGGUGUUUUCUAAAUUUACGGUGCAUUUGACCUCCUUUUAAAGAGACUUUAAAGUGAACGCCAGGGUGAUAUGUACGUGUAGAAAUGGAGGUUUCAGUGCUACAAGUCUAAGUGCCUUUUUUUCUGCUGAAAAUCUGCCCCUGGCUGCUGGGCUGGAAGGCUUAGCCUUGACAUGUUUCUGGUUUCUUGCCUAGCUAUGUGUUAGCAUACUGUCUGUGCAGAUGCUUUUGCACAAUAUUAAUAAAAAUCAUUUUCACAAGCACACAAAGUGAAAUCAGCUGAUUGCAGGACUGUGUGUAACUUAUACUGAAAAUGUAACGCCAUUACAGUAACACAUUAAUUUGCACCCAAAACGUUUUUAAUGUUUGGGUUCAUAUUUUCUUUAAAUACAUUUUUUUAAAAUAAUUUUUUAAUAUUACUUUGUUCUACUCAAUUGAUCCGAUCUGACUUAUGUUUGGUCAGACUCUCCCAUAACGAAGUAGAUCUUGAAACAGAGACAAGGGGAGGUUCAGGACAAAGGGGAGGUCCUUCCCCAAGCUAUAUAGGAGAUAUAGCUGGAAAUAUAGCUAUAUAGGAUGGCCUACUCCGGCUUAACUUACAUUGUCAAUAGCACAAAUAUGGCUCCGCUCCAGAGUGUUAUGUGUAUUCAUCCUGUUUCACAUGCACUGUUUGAAAAUAUAGCUAUUACCAUAAUAGCAGUGAGCCUUCAUUUGUAGCUUUACUAUCUAUGUCUGUGUCUUUAAAUAUAGUUGGUGGACUCAAUAUUGUAUUCUGAAGUUUUGCUAACACAAUUUGAAGCAGAUAAGAGCUAGCCUUGUAUUUCAUAUCCCAUAUGUAACUAGUAUGUCUAAUAUGCUGUUAUGUUCCUUCAGUGUGUACAGCUGACAUCAUAUUAUAUCAUUAAAGUUGUAUGGUUGAAACUGUGGCGGUAACCCUAGGAAGUUGAUUGUGUUCAUCUGGACGUUGGGUUUUCGGUGGUUGCUGAUCCAAGUGACGUCUUCAGUCUCAGAGGUAACUGUGUAGAGGUAUCUUUUUUCCUUAGUCAUAAUGCAACUCUUCAUGUAAUUUACCUGUGCUGACCAAUGACUGUAGAAAACAGCUGUGACGUUCAUAACACAAGGAACAACUCACUGAACUAAUACGAACUAAAAUAGUUCAUAUUAUGUUCUGUUAUUUUAGGUACAUAAGUGCCCCAUUAUAAUAGGCCUGAUGGCAUUAUUGUAUGAACCUAGAUCCCAUAUAUCAUUUUUGUUUGUUUGUUUAUUUUAUAUUUCUAGGUAACAAGUAUAAUUUGUAGUUAGGCAAUGGUGUGAAGUUUAAAAACCAGAUUUGAUUUUAUUACUAAACAUGCUGAAGUGAGAGGUCUGACCUGCUCAGCAUGCUUCAUGCUUUUGAACCAAUGUCUAAACCACUUAUGUGACAGACUAACACAUCAGAACCUCUGGCUGUGCAGCUGGUGAAGACCAACUAUAAUUUCUAAAUCAAAAUGUAGUGAUUCCUUGUUCUUCUGAGGUCACUCUUGCAGUUAUGUGCAGGUCUUCCUUGAGCCUUUAUUACAACAUUAUUUUGAUACAAAAUAGAUUUAUUGAGCUGUUCAUUGGUAGCCCAAAAAGUUGAUUCUAUUCAAGUACAGUUUUGUUGUUGUUGUUGUUGUUUUACGUGCUUUGAAUGUGUACUUGUGUCUGUGUAGUCAUA
This is a messenger RNA of Haplochromis burtoni (Burton's mouthbrooder), 8185 nucleotides long. RefSeq names its product A disintegrin and metalloproteinase with thrombospondin motifs 16. The record is from RefSeq and is a predicted model, not a curated record. NCBI's taxonomy places the organism in Eukaryota, Metazoa, Chordata, Actinopteri, Cichliformes, Cichlidae. Gene Ontology annotation, cellular component: extracellular matrix. Bases 223 to 4077 code for a protein of 1284 amino acids. Gene Ontology annotation, molecular function: metalloendopeptidase activity. Gene Ontology annotation, biological process: proteolysis; extracellular matrix organization. The transcript has 24 exons.